AUUUCUCUUUUUUCCCUCAGUCUGUUCAUUUCUCUUUCCCUGUUUCUCUCUCUCUCUGUUCCCAUGGUGUAUUUACCUCUUUCUACUGUUUCCCUCUCACUCUUUAAUUCUGUAUGAGUUGACAUUCAAUAAUCAAUUCCAGAAUCAACAUCAUUAACUUGAUUAACAACCAUUGUCAUGCUUUUAGCUUUGUUUUAGUUACCAUUGUGUUGACAAUUUAUUCCAAUACCUUUUGGAAUAUGUGACAUGUUUAAUGUUGAUUUUUCUUUCUCUUCUGUGGUUUCCCUUUACUCUUUUGGGUUAACUUGGUUUUCUCUUUCUUCCUGAUCCUGGUUCCAUUUUCAUUUCUCUCCUUUUCUUAUUUACUACGUUUCUAAUUAGCUUUUUUUUUGUUUCUUCCAUUUUGUUAAUCCUUCUUGUACGUGUUUCUCAUGAAAGAUUUGUUACUUCUCAUUUGUCAUUCUCAUGUCAACAAAUUAAUUCUCACCCAUUGGUAUACUAAAGAUGCAAAUUGAAAUGGAUCCUUGUCAUCAGCCAACCAAAUCUUCAGUUCUUGUGGUGGGUCCUGGUAAUGGCGGUGAUCCUGUUCCUGGUUCCUCUAAUGGAGAUUCUCUGCUACCCGAUUUCGGUGGAUUCUUAGACACCGGUAGAACGGGUCGACGAAAUGCAAUACCCGAUAUUCAUGUUGACCCUGGUGCUAGUGUUUCCUCCGCUGAUUUACCUUUAGACUUUGAGAAAUUAACGUGUUCUAAUAGUUAAUUUGAUCGAUUGGCAAUCAAAAUCGAAAAUUACUUUGCAAUCAUAUCCACGAAGGUUUUAGCCCUUCGCACAUUAAUUUAUCUCGAUUGUUGUUUAUAAGUGUUUUUCUUUUCUCUGUUUUCUUUGUCCACUCUCUCUCUUUCUCUCUACUCUUUGGAUAAACAACAUAAUUAAACAAUCGUGUCAAUCACAAUCAACGUACUAAAAGAAACAAAAAAAAAGGAGAUACGAUCUGUUUCCAUUAGUUCGGAAGCUUUAAAGUUCUUGAAUUAAACUGUGUGAAUAAAUUGUUAAUAAAUCAUCAUGAUUGAGAAAUUGAACAAUUAAAAAUUGAAAUGUCAAUUUCUAAAUUUUUAUUUAA
Molecule: messenger RNA, 1120 nt
Organism: Panonychus citri (citrus red mite)
Lineage: Eukaryota; Metazoa; Arthropoda; Arachnida; Trombidiformes; Tetranychidae
Exons: 1
Coding region: 505-759 (84 amino acids)
Biological process (GO): negative regulation of protein kinase activity
Molecular function (GO): cAMP-dependent protein kinase inhibitor activity
Source: RefSeq, a predicted model, not a curated record